Molecule: messenger RNA, 3658 nt
Organism: Osmia bicornis bicornis
Lineage: Eukaryota; Metazoa; Arthropoda; Insecta; Hymenoptera; Megachilidae
Product: phosrestin-2-like
Exons: 11
Coding region: 930-2609 (559 amino acids)
Biological process (GO): G protein-coupled receptor internalization; signal transduction
Cellular component (GO): cytoplasm
Molecular function (GO): G protein-coupled receptor binding
Source: RefSeq, a predicted model, not a curated record
GACAAGCACGUUAGGCAAACACGCUUCAACAAGUAGAAAUACGCGAGGAAUGUACGCGCGAAAGCGAGUAAGCAAUCGAACAGCUAGAUAUUUCGCAUCAUAACAGCGAGUAGAAGACGACAGGUGCCUGGACGCCUGCGUCUGUUCGCUCAGUAGUCGGCGAGCCGUGCUAGACGUCGCACGUCUGACGCAUCGUUGAGUUAUACUACUUGCGCGCGACUCCCGCGGUCGCGUUUCGAGAAAAACAACAUUUUCCUAUCGAAUUACCGAUUCUAUCGAUUACCAAAAAUCAACAGCAAUAAUUCACGAACACUUUCUGCGAAUUUCGAAUAAAUUUAACAAUUUAUAUUCAGAAUUGUCCAAAGAACUUGAUUAAGAAAAAAAUCGAAAUUCUGAAUUAAUAAAAAGGAAUCGUAUCGAGAUUUUGAUUUGUUGAAGUUGAUAUCGAAGAAUGUGAACAUUGAAAAUUGUGUGUUGAUCGAAGUGAUUCACCGGAAACCUGUUCUAGCAUAAAGGUGAACACAGUGUCGUAAAGACAUUUGCGUUUGUUUAUGGUCUCAGUUGUGAUCUGGCAAUUCGUGUGGCGUGUACAGUGCUCCGCAAGCGCGUUAGAAAAUCAGGAAACUAAAUCCUGGCAAUCAAAGUGUUAAUAAUCUCGUACGAUAGUUUGCCUUUGGCAACGAACGGGUUAAAUUGAAUUUGUUCGCCAUCGGGUAACCGUGAAUUGGUCAAAAGGAAAAUUUACAGCCGAGCGAAUGGCAAAUAGCUGGUCGCGAUGCGACAAAACAUGCAAUUACCGAUGAACGAGGGAAGCCGAAAGUUUGGCUGAAAACUAUCGAUAAGUGUCAAACUAUUCGGUGACUGUUUUGUGCGUGGUUUGCUAUUGUUUCCUGGGCCUGUGCGGCCACCGCGAAAAGAUCAAGGAGGAGAUGGCCGAAGAGGAGAGACACGGGGAACCGGAAGCAACCGGUGCAACGUCCGAUUCCAGCGAACAUCGAGUACCUCUUUAUCCUAUUACGGUGGAAACUAAAGGGAAGGAUAACGAGGGGAUAGAAGAUGAAGCGAAGGACCAAAAGGUUGAGAAAAAAGAUAGGAUCGUAUCGGAAAACCAAGCCCAGAGAUUACAACAGACCCAAUCGUUGCCACAUCUGCAGCCCACCGACACGCAACUGGACAGAAAAGUGGAGAUCACGAUCGACAACGCGUCAGACUCCAUCAGUAGUCAAAGGGUGUACAAGAAGUCGUCGCCAAACAACAAACUGACGCUUUAUUUGGCGAGCAGGGAUUUGAUAGUGAGCGAGUCGAGGAUCGACAAACUGCAGGGCGUGCUGUUGGUUGACCCUGACUACUUGCAAGACAAAAGGGUGUACGGGCAAAUCACGUUGACUUUUCGAUACGGUCGAGAGGAUGAAGAGGUAAUGGGACUGAAAUUCUGCAACGAGGCUGUUAUGUGCCUAGCUCAAUUGUAUCCACCGUUUUCUGGCUCUGAUCACCAGGAUACCACACCUUUGCAGGAGGCGUUAGUGAAGAGAUUGGGUUCGAACGCUCACGCGUUCACCAUGGAAAUCACGUCUUUAGCACCCCCAUCGGUGCAAUUGGUGCCGGCGAAGGAAUACAAUGGGGCACCUAUAGGUACCAGCUACGACGUCAGAGCUUACGUGGCCGAACGAGCAGACGAGAAAUUGCAUCGGAAAACGACCGUCAGAAUGGGUAUCCGUGUAAUACAACGAACCUCGAAACCACCGUUACCAGAUACUGGGGUCUACAGUGUUCCAGUAUCCAGCAGCCCGUUCCUUGCUUCUAGAAGUCAAGCUUGCAAAACGAGAGUCACGUUCGCUGAGAACGAGAUCGCGGAAGACGAAGAGAAUACAGCACCGCACGCUGCAGUGGAAAAACCUUUUCUAUUGAGCGACGGUCGCGUGGGUUUGGAAGCCAAACUGGACCGUGCGAUUUAUGCCCACGGAGAUUCAAUCGCAGUUCACGUCAACGUCAAUAACAACAGCAGUAAAUCCGUGAGAAGGAUCAAGGUGUUCAUCGUGCAACACGUGGACGUGUGCAUGUUCAGCAACGGGAAGUUCAAGAACGUGGUGGCUUUGUUGUCGUCGCGAGAAGGCUGCCCGAUAGGUCCUGGCUCGUCGUUGCAGAAAAGCUACACCCUCAGACCAAUAAGAGGUUCGACGAAAAAUUGGAUCGCUUUGGAGGACAGCUACAUGAAAGCAGGAGCUACAUUAGCAUCGACUGUCGUUUGCCCUGGAAAUGGUCCAGAAGACAGAAACGUCUUCGCGAUAUACGUUUCGUAUUACGUAAAGGUGAAGCUGUUGAUCUCAGGAAUGGGUGGCGAGGUGUCCCUUAAAUUACCGUUCACGUUGAUGCACAGCAACACAGACUCGGAGUUAGUAGGAUUUCCAUCUCCGAUCAGAGAUCCAGGAAAGCUAUCAGCAAAUUAUGGAAGAACCUGUGAGGAAAUCACCGACAAUCUAGAGAAACCGGAAGAUAACGGGCACAAGUACAAGGGUAGCAAACUGGAGCCAAUUAAGGAGAAACUGAAAGAAUCGAGGGACAUCGACGUGGAUCUAAUAGAACACUGCGAAGAAGGUGACAGCACCUGAGGGCAGGCGCAAGCGACCGAAACAUCAUCGACAAAGAACAAUGAAGUAAAAAACGUGAAGAACACGAAUCACAAAAACUGCAAAUUGGGCUUUGAUAUACAAAGAGCUUGGUGUUGCUUUAGGAGAGCUUCUUAGUAACGGGGGAAGAUACAGAACGCAUAGAAAAAUACCUAUGGUGUUUUCUUUUUAUCGUGAAAGAAUAAGAAGUCGAGAUGUUUAAUAACUGGUGCAAUAGAGAAAGAGAAGAGAACAUUGGUGGAAACGUAUGACUUUUAAAACAAAAUUUGUAAUUCUUAUUUAAUUAUUUACAAAACGUUUAUUCUUAACAUUUUGCCACAGAGUCAUCAGUGACUGGCACCUCAAAUUUAAUACUUAACUUAUAUCUUUAAUGAGUAUUACUUUACUGUAGUAGUCAAUAUGUUACUGAACUGAAUCAAGCAUGUUUCUCUGGAAAAAUUGGUUUACAAUUAACUUCAGUAAUUGCAAAUACAGCUACAAUUUCUGCAGUUCCUAUUCACCCUAUUUCUAAGAUGAAAGUCAUACUGCCCUUCUAACUAUUUGCAGAGCAAACUCAUAUUUCAUGACAUAAUGUAAAACUUAUCCCAUCCACAUGCUUAAAAUCAAUCAUAAACAUUAAACAAGAUUGAACAUUUCAAAAUCUAUUUUUUUAGCUGAAAAAUGUCUAUUAUUAUCAAACCUGAUUCUUACUUAUUUUGAAAUAAAUGUAUCAAGUAAUUAAAUACAUAAAAAUGUUAUACCUUUUAGGAUAAGUUAAUGGAGCAGGUGUCUUUGAUGGUAAUCAAUGCCUAAACUGUGUACUUACUUCAUUGUAUAUGCAUGCUCAUGCAUACAGGUGUAAAACUGUACAGACUAUAUCUUUAUCAUUGUAAAUAGAAUAUGACUGUAUUAGGGUAUGUGUGAAACUCUAGCCUAAUGCUAUGUAACUUCUAAAUAAUUUACAACUAAAUAAAAUUUUUGUGUAAAAUCUUGCUGUAAAACAUAUUUUGUCCUUAUGAAUAAUAUGAGAAUAUCAAGUAUAUUAAAUCCAA